Messenger RNA from Rhinichthys klamathensis goyatoka, 1748 nucleotides. RefSeq names its product transmembrane protein 86A (gene tmem86a). The record is from RefSeq and is a predicted model, not a curated record. Bases 142 to 855 code for a protein of 237 amino acids. NCBI's taxonomy places the organism in Eukaryota, Metazoa, Chordata, Actinopteri, Cypriniformes, Leuciscidae. Gene Ontology annotation, cellular component: membrane. The transcript is spliced from 3 exons.
CUCCUCCCACUGAUGAUGGCCUGUCCCAAACACAAGACAAAAACAAAUCGCGCAUACAAAGGGACGUAAAUACUAGCGGGUGCUCUGUUCGCCACGACCGAUCUGUUCAUCUUCCCACUGGCAAUUCAACCUCAGAUAAAGAUGGUUUCUCCGGUCACUGUGGUCAAGAGCGAGGGUCCAAAGCUUGUUCCGUUCUUCAAAGCCACUUGCGUCUACUUUGUUCUGUGGUUGCCCACCUCGAGCCCCACCUGGUACAGUGCCCUCAUCAAAUGCCUGCCCAUCUUCUGUCUUUGGGUUUUUCUGCUCGCUCAUGGCUUCAGCUUUUUAGGUGCCCACUCCAGUGCCAGGAAAAUCCUGGCAGGACUUAUUUUUUCAGCUUUGGGUGAUGCAUUUCUCAUCUGGCAAGAACAAGGCUACUUUAGUCACGGACUGCUAAUGUUCGCCAUCACCCACAUUCUCUACUCUUCGGCCUUUGGGAUGAAGCCCAUCAACUCCAGAGCAGGUCUGGUCAUCGCUGUCAUCUCAGGCCUCAGCUACACCCUUCUUUACCCCUACCUCUCUGGUCCCUUUACCUACCUGGUGGCCGUUUACAUCGCUCUCAUCGGCUUCAUGGGCUGGAGGGCCAUUGCUGGAGUCCAGCUCGCCAAUGACCUGUGGACCUGGACGAAGCUGUCGGCCUGCCUCGGAGCCGUCCUCUUCAUGGUAUCUGACCUCACCAUUGCCGUCAACAAGUUCUGCUUCCCUGUGCCCCACUCUCGAGCCAUCAUAAUGGCGACCUACUAUGCAGCACAGAUGUUGAUCGCACUGUCGGCAGUGGAAUGUCAAGAUGCCGAUGCAUCUUGGAAAAGAGCCUGAGGGACCAUACAUUAACCAACCUUCCCCUAAUGACUCAACAUCAGUAGCAGCUGCACAGGUUCAAGUUCCACUUCCUGAAACCUCUGGUCCUCCCACAGUUCCCCUGUCUGAGCACGACUGGGAUAUAUUGGUUAUAGUUGAAGAAUCGCCUGUUUAAAUCCAUGUAAGACCAGACCAAUGGGGGAAUUCUUGCUGGAUUCAUGUACAAGGUUUGAUAGUCUUGGUCUUUAGUCUAUUGACUUAGUCAAGUCUCUCACCAUAGUUCCUCAGUCUUACAAUACUGCAUUUGUUUCCUACAUUCCUCUAGUAGUACCACUAUUUUGGUGUCAGGAAAGGACAGACAGUUUUUGAGUUCUGGUUACUAGAUCCUCAAUAUACCCUACUUCCUUACCGUAGCAUGUUCUCCAUUUCAACCACAGUGUCUUCUCAGUGUCUCUGAUACGUUGUCCUCUUCAGAUAGUCCGAUAGUCCUUGAUGGCUUGUACUGUGAACAAAGAGAGAGUCUUGAGUGACUAGUCUUCAUCUGGAACCUACUUUCAGUCCUGCAGAAUGGACCAGCAAACAAUACAAAGUGGUUCUGGUUUUUCUUAGGGGCUGGUUUCCCCGUCUCACCGUAGAUUUCCCAAACGUAAUCAGAGAGUAGCAAGAAAAUCAUUUCAUAUUAAAGCAGAUAUGUUACCGUAGUGCUGCUGUAUUGAAAAUCAAUGCACAAUCUUUGCUGUAGUAUUGUGAGGUAUACCUUAAUGUUUAUCCUGUGUCACUGACACAUUUUAAAGUGUUGAUUUCAGUAGAACACAAACCGUCAUGUCUAAAUACACAUGUGCUGGAGUAGCCUAGUUGUCUCGGCUCAAAUAGGCCAUCAUGUCCUAAUGACUGCAACCAGCGCUAGCGUU